Messenger RNA from Acanthaster planci (crown-of-thorns starfish), 6813 nucleotides. RefSeq names its product WD repeat domain 90 (gene wdr90). Lineage: Eukaryota; Metazoa; Echinodermata; Asteroidea; Valvatida; Acanthasteridae. The record is from RefSeq and is a predicted model, not a curated record. Gene Ontology annotation, molecular function: protein binding. Gene Ontology annotation, cellular component: centriole.
UAUACCUGUACAUGUGUGCAUAAUACUGCCAAGGACAUUUGGGUUGACCUUUGUCCUAUUUUUGUCAAUGCACAAGCACUUUGUGCGCAAGCGGCGUGAUGCACUGCUGGAUAUUCAUGUAUAAUCUGGCAGGUUCCACCUCCUUCCUGAAUAUUCAGUUUUGCCCAAUUUUAUCCAAAAUGGUUAAUUAAUGCAUAACAAAUUAAUAUUUUUAAGAAAUGUAAAUUGAAAGUUGUAGCAUUUCUGUCACAGUUUUGACUGCAGUGAAAAUGAAACAUGCUUCUGAUCUGUCUAUUAACAAUUUUUUUCUGACCAAGUUGACCAUCAUGAUCAGGAAUAUUACAGGGAUAUGAAUACCUCAGGAAAGUAAAGCUCUGUAUCGCUUCUCGGCCUUUUGGCUAAGAUCAUGUGUAGUAUCUGUUCUUUUCAGCUUAAUAUCUGAAACGCUGCUCAUCGAGCAGCCAGUAUAUUAAACUGAUUUUUGGAUCUGGGCCAUGGAAUAGGGGCUUGCCUCGUCCUGGCCACGGGUUGGCCCGGUAUUGCACUACAUCCGGGAUUCGGCCCACUCCCCUUCAUGGGGAAAUUUUGAAAGCAAAGAUAGAUAUUCAACUGUUUGACAUAGUCCGAAGUGUUUUUCGUGUGCCUGAUUCCUGCUGUUGUAUGUAUCAGUGAAUUGUGUGACGAAAUAUUGAUCCUAAUGGCUACUCUGUCUUUGGUGUAAGUCUGGCAGCAUCCUUAUGUCAACAUCUUCAAGCAUUUGAGUGUCUCAGAAUGGAAGAAAUCCACCAAAGAAGGAGAGGUUGUCGCCGUCAUGGACAAAACUCUCAAGGCCACUGUCUUCCGCAUCACGGGUGCCAUCCCCGCCGGCAACUACAUCCAGCUGCCCCAGACCCCCAGCCAGUCCCUGGGGCUGACCGGCCGCUACCUCUACCUCCUCUUCAAGGCUGUCCCCACCAAGUACUUUGUGGUGCACCUAGACGUAGCCACCGAGGAGGGCCUGGUGGUCCGUAUCUCCUUCUCCAACCUCUUCCGGGAGUUCAAGUCCACCUCCACCUGGUUGCAGUUCCCGUUUGUCUGUCAACCCUGGAAGGGCUCAGUGGAGGGGAUCACUCGGAAGACUGCUAGGCAAGGUGAACUAAGAGAUAUUCAAGGUCCUGCUCCCGCCAGCACCAGAUGGACGGUCCUUCUCCUGGACUUCCAGUACAUCCUGUCCAUGUACCUCAACCGCAAGUACUCCCACCUCAAGUCGGUCCGCCUCUGUGCCAACCUCCUGGUCAAGAACCUCUUCACCAGCGACACCCAAUACGAGGCGGGGCUCAGCCUGCGCCAGGCCAGGGAGGCGGGCAUGAUUGCCAAGGGCGUGGCCCCAUUGCCCAGGGAGAUGGCCUUCCCGGUGCCAAAGGGUAGCCAGUGGCACGAUCUCUAUGAUUAUAUCAGAUUUCCAGCAGCAGCUAGCCGGGUUCCUUUUGACUCAAUCCAGAUGCACAGUCCCACACCAAUGAAAGGAGGCCAGGAGCCAGGCAAGAUGAGCCCAGAGCGGGUGGCUCCCAAAACUAUCCAUGCUGCUAAAGACGUGAACUCCAAGUUUUCGGAUAUCAACAAGUUGACGAAUCCGAAGAGGCAUGGUAAGAAGCGGGCAAAGCUGCCUACCAAGGAGCUACCCCCGGUUGGCUUGGAUCAUGAUGUGUCAGUCCUGCAGGGAGCCUUGGGGGAGGUCCAUGUCUUUGCCCAUGAUGACGAUGAUGUCACUGUCCAUCGUCAUGACAGCCGGUCAGGAAUGACAAUGUCAACUAAAGUCGGUACUGGAAGGACCUCUGCAGCAUUGCCUUCCAGCCAGGAACCAAAAUAUAAGAGUUUGCAGCCGGAUCCCAUCCUGUCCCUGCGUAAGAUUGUCGGCUUUGGAGGAUGCACAACAAAGGAGGCCUUAUGGACAGCCAACGGCACCCAUAUUGUCUACCCCUGCCACGCAGUCAUCGUCUCCAUGGACGUCAAGUCUGGCCACCAGCGCUUCUUCAUCGGACACACCGACAAGGUGUCCAGCCUGACCUUUGACCGGAGCACGACCCUGCUGGCCUCGGCCCAGACCGGCCAGCAGUCGGUGGUCCGAGUCUGGAGGUACCAGAAGGGGGAGUGUCUGGCCAUGUUCAGGACACACGUGCAGUCUGUCUACUGUCUGAGUUUCUCCCAGAAAGGAUCCGUGCUCUGUGGUGUGGGAAAAGACGGCCAUGGAAAGAAUAUGGUGGUUGCUUGGGACACUUCGAGGGUCGGCAAGGGAGGUGACAUCUCCAUUCUAGCCAAGGCGCACACUGACGUCGACAUUGUUCAAAUGAAAGUGGCACCGUUUGAUGAAACAAAAAUGGUGUCAUGUGGGGGAGACAACGUCCGUGUCUGGCGAGUGAGAAAUAACUCCUUGCGAUCAGCUCCUGUCAACCUAGGUGACUUCCACGUGGCUGAGUUCACUGAUAUCUGCUUUGAAGCCAGCCAGCCGGGCUUGGAACCUGCUGACAAGUUUGUAUAUGCCUGUACACGUUCUGGCCACAUCUUUGAGAUUGACUAUAACCGUGUGUCUGUGGUACACAUCCGACGAUUGCUGCCGACAGGAAAGGAAGUCAGAGAGAAGCAGACAGUGCAAUCAGGCGCUGGUAUUGCCAUCAAUGCCAUGUGCGUCAAUGAAUCCUUCUGCGUGACUGGCUCAGAUGACGGAUUCCUUCGCCUUUGGCCGCUGGAUUUCAAGAAUGUCUUUUUAGAAGCCGAGCAUGAGGGCCCCGUGACGGCCGUGGGUAUCACGGCAGACGGCCUGCGCAUCCUGGCCGGCACGGCGACAGGCAACCUGGGCAUGCUGGACAUCGCCACCAGGAACUACACCACACUGAUGCGGUCCCACACCGGCACCGUCCUCUCAGCAACCCUUGACCCAGCCAGGCGACAGCUGGCCACGGUGUCCGCCGACCACACCAUCCGGAUAUGGAAUAUGGAUACCUUGCAGCAGACCUACGACUUCAGCUCCCCCCAGGAAUGCCCCUGUGUGGUCACCUUUCACCCCUCCCUCCAGUGCUUUGCUUGUGGCUUUGACAACGGCUGUGUCCGUGUCUUCAGCAUCGCCAACACCAGCCUGGUGGCCGAGAUGCGACAGCACCGGGGCAAGAUCACAGGCCUGGUCUACACACCCAACAGCCACUACCUCCUGAGUGCUGCUUCCCUGGGCUCCCUGGCCCUCUAUGAUGCCUCUCAGGAGGCCUACCCGUUGAUGCGGUUGCUAGGUAACAUGGUCGCCCGGGGGGAGAGGUACGGGCCUAGUGCUCUGGCCGUGAAUGAGGACGGGAAGCAUGUUGCAUUUGUUGGGCCAUCCGAAUUCACGGUGAUGGUUGUGGAUGCGCGGUCCUUGGAUGAGGUGAUGCGUAUUGAUAUCACAUCCAUUGUAUCGGCAGACACUGAGUCUCCCAUGAUAGACACCGCAGCAAUGGUCCGCUAUGCUCCACACAGAGCCAAGCAGCUCCUGGUGGCCACCACCAACUCCCACCUGCUCAGGCUGGAUUCACGGACAGGAAGGCUCAUCAACAAGGUGUCCAAUUUGCACCGGUCGGGUGUGACCGGCAUGGAGGUGUGCUCGGACUGUCGCCACCUAGCCACAGCAGGAGACAAAGUCAUCAAGAUAUGGGACUACCACAUGAGGAUGGACAUCAACUUCCAGGUGUUCAUUGGCCACUCGGAGAAGAUUCAGCAAGUGGCAUUCACCCCUGAUGGCCUGGGACUGCUCAGCAUAGGGGAGGCUGUCUUCUUGUGGGACUUCUAUGGCACCAGUCGGGAUCACCCAGCACUAGGAACUACUUUAGAGACUGAACAUUUUUUGAGCCAAUCAGGAUCAAGACCGCAGCCACCGCGCAAAAGCCCCGUCCGCCGAAGUCUGGAUAUGACCGGCAGUUUACGUCCCCGGGACAAAGCCCCCAUGCCGAGCUCUCCGACUAGACUUCUAGAGGCCAGUGACGCAUCCACAGAGGACAAGGAGGAAGAGGAGGGCAUCUCAUUGCUAGGCGGGGUUGAGCGAGCAAACAAGGAUGCGGAGACGGAGGUGGUCCUCAUUGGGCCGGAGUCUGCGAGUCGGUCCAGUAUGGAGGAGUCGAGCGUCACAGAAACAGAUGAAGCUCCACCGGUGGAAACCCUAGGGACAAGCCCACGCAUCCAGAGACACCGCAGAGCAGAGCCAGGGAUGGACCCCACAGCCCCACCCCUGCCAGUCCUUAAGCCGGCCACUGACAAAGCCAAGCAGACGAGGCCCAGUUGCUACAGCCACUUUGUGGCAAGGGAGAACCGCACACAGAUGGCGCAACGGCGGUAUAUAGCCCCUCCCAAGCAGGCUGGUAUGAAACUGAAGUCGGUCCUUGGGUACAACGGCAAUGGCAGAGGGAACCUGGUCUGGCACCCCGACACCGGGCUGUUUGCCUACACUAGUGGCUGUAUAAUUGUCAUUGAGGACCUGCAUACCGGGACCCAGAAGCAUCUCAUGGGUCACGUGGAGGAGAUCUCCACGCUGACACUGCAGCACGACUGCCAGGUGCUAGCCUCCGCUUCAGGCGCUAAUGGGCUCGCCGCCAGCCAGAUCUGCCUGUGGGACGUCCAGGGGGCGCUCUGCAAGAAGGUGCUGUCCUACCACGAGCAUGACGUCAUCUGCCUGGCCUACUCCAGGGAUGAUAGAUUCUUAGUCUCAGUUGGUGAUUACCGGGAUUGUACCCUGGUGGUGUGGAGCACCCACGACUACAGCCUCCUGGCAGCCUCCAAGACGGCCAGACCCAUCCACGCCCUGGCCUGGGACCCUUACACUACCAAUGAGUUCUGCUCGGUCGGUGAGACGGGCACGUUGCUGUUCUGGCUUCUGGACGAGACCCAGGGCAGGUUCAGCCUGAACGUCCAUGAGGCGGACGUGCCUCAGGACCUACUGGACUCAAAGCACAUGAUCCUGGGCGAUGUAGCCUUCACCAGUCUGCAGUACGGGGGAGACAGCGUGCUAUAUGUAGGUACCAACACUGGAAUACUUUCAGCUUGGGAUACCAGGCACAACUCAUGCUUCAUGCACUGGGAUGCUGACUCAGCAGAAAUAGGGUUGAUAGUGAGUCGGUUUGGCAGCAGUCGUCUGAUCACUGGUGGGGCCUCACGGAUGCUUCGGCUGUGGUCUGUGUACGGUGUCGGGGAACUCCGACUGGCUGCUGGGGUGUCCAACGGUCAUGUCGGCCAGGGUCUUGUCAUGGAGGAUGAGAUGUCAUUAGACGGCACUGUAACGGCGGCAGAGUUCGACGACACCAUGGACAUCGGUGUGGUAGGCACCACGUCUGGUACCCUGUGGUACAUCAACUGGGUGGAGCGGAGUUGCAUCAGGAUAGUCAGUUCCCACAUCGGCAAGGUGAAUUCCAUUGUUUUUAGUGCCUCUGAUUACUUCGCCUCAUGUGACGAUGACGGCAGCCUUCGUCUCUACACAUUGACAGACUUGGAACAGACUCUACAAUUCCAAGUCCUGGAUCAGAGCUGCCAUUGCAUGGCCUUCAGCCCUAAUCCGGUGCCGACCAGUUCCAGCCAGGUUGUUCCAGCUGAGAAGGAAGGCCAGGCGCUGCAGCGAGUGGUAGCUGGCUACAGUGACGGGACGGUGCGUAUCUUUGACCUGGAUCUGGUGGAGAUGGUUCUUAAGAUGCAGCCGCACGGCGUGGCAGUCACCGUCAUCAGCUUCUCUUCUGAUGGUCACGUUGUCCUGUCUGGUGGCACAGAUGGUAUCAUAGCGGUCAGUUCUCCAACCACAGGAAUGACCAUGAGAGUCAUUAAUGACCACAGGGGAGCACCGAUAACUGACAUGCAUGUUACUAGCAACCAGGACGUAGAGCUUGGACUUGGCCUGAGGUCCCCCCACCUGUGGCUGGCCGCCAGUGCUGACCGACGGGUCAGUGUGUGGUCAUCGGAUUGGCCCAAGGACCUGUGUGAGAUGGUGGACUGGCUGAGCUUUCCGGCUCCGGCGUUUGCCCCAGACGGAACGGUCAUUAGAAAGGGGGAUAUCGCUCAGUAUCAGCUUCUACCCCCUAGCCUGGCCCGUUUCUCCCCUACCGAUCAUGAUAUCAUCAUCUACACUGGCUAUGGUAUGCAGAAACAGGUCCAGUUCUACAGCAUUGCUCAGAAAAAGGUUGUGCGUACCACAGCACUCACCCACUGGGCAAGCACGCUGGAUGUGAGUCCAGGAGGCCAUCUAAUAGCAGUAGGCACAGCUGAGCGCUUGAUCAAAUUGGUCGACUACCACGAAAGCAGUUUCCAAGAUUUUGUGGCCCACAAUGAUGCUGUUCAGCUAGUUCGCUUCACUCCCUCUGGCAAGCUUGCCUUCACUGUGGCACACAAUCAGAUCUUGGUGUGGGAGGUGACCAUAUAGCAGGGACAGCCUGGGUGUAAUGUCAUCAAUGUCAUCAAUACAGAAAUUUUAGGAUCUGCUGUGCUUUUGUGUAUUUUUAUGCCAGACAUGUUCCCACUGGUUAUCUGAAAGUUUGUACAUUCAAAAAACUUUUCAAUAGCACUUGAUUACUCACAUGAAAAUGCUGCAAGUGUGGGAAAGUUGGGCAAAGUAAGAGUUAGUCAUUUUUUUUUUCUAAGUCGACAAACUUUCUUGAAAUUAAAAAAAAUUGAUGUUAUUGAAAUGUAAUAGUAUUUUUUAUUGAAAGGUGUGCAGAAAAAGUUCUGGCUUCAAUGCCUUUAAAUACUGAGGUGAAUGCAGUUCUUUCAAAUAGUACUUCCGUUUGCUGUGCCUUUGAGGUUUGAGUGUAUAUUGAUAUAAACUAUUUGUAAAUA